Molecule: messenger RNA, 2646 nt
Organism: Pristis pectinata (smalltooth sawfish)
Lineage: Eukaryota; Metazoa; Chordata; Chondrichthyes; Rhinopristiformes; Pristidae
Gene: c9h7orf25
Product: chromosome 9 C7orf25 homolog
Exons: 2
Coding region: 225-1481 (418 amino acids)
Source: RefSeq, a predicted model, not a curated record
AGGACGUGAGUCGUAAGGAAAACUGACUGGGUCAUGAAGUUUAAGGCAACUGAGUAUUUUUUAACUGCUCUAACAAUGUUUACAAAGUUGCAGGAUAAUUGAGGUAGAGAUUGUUUACAGGGACUCAGAAAGAGUGUAAAUGCUUUCAUGUGACAUACUCUAUGCAGUGACAUUAGUGACUGAGGGAUGAUUUUAAAGUCAAUGAAGAACUUUGGAGGGAUGCGAUGUCACUGCAGAAGGUUCUCUCGGAGAGGAUCACUGAAGCCCGGGAGCUGCUGGAAAGGGCAGAAGCACUAUCCCAUUCCCGCGCAGGUGGGGUGCAAGGCGGGCCCAAGCUCUGCGGCAAACUGAAGGCUGAGCUGAAGUUCUUACGGAAAGUUGAAACGGGUAAAGUUUCGGUGAAGGAGUCACAUCUGCAGAGCACAAACCUCACCCACCUAAAGGCAGUCAUUGAAUCAGCCGAAAGCCUGGAGGAUGUGGUUAGCCUUUUGCAUGUAUUUAACUACCAGGAACACUCUGGGGAAAAGCAGUCCCUGGUGGUGGACGUCGUGGCAAAUGGUGGACUUACCUGGGUGAAAGCUAUUGGACGGAAAGCCGAGGCACUGCACAGUAUCUGGGUGGGGAGGGGCCAGUAUGGUGACAAAAGUAUUGUCGAACAAGCAGAAGAUUAUUUGGAAGCCAGCAAGCAGCAAUUGGUGCAGUACAGUAAUCCACAUGUUGUGUUUGCAUUUUAUAAUGGCAUUUCAAGCCCCAUGGCAGAGAGACUGAAAGAAAUGGGGCUGUCUGUGCGAGGGGAUAUAGUUGCAGUGAAUUCAAUGAUUGAUUUCAUGGAGGAAGGUGGUAACUCGAGUGAUUCUGAAGAAGAUCUUGAGGAACCUUUACAGGUGACAAAAGUAGACCGUUCUACAAUUGUCGCCAGUGUUGCCUUCCCCACUGAAGUUAAAGUGGAUUUCUGCAAUCGUGUCAAUUUAGAUAUAACCACCCUGAUCACCUUUGUUUCAGCGGUAAGUCACGGAGGCUGUUACUUCAUCUUUAAGGAGAAAGUGCUGACUGAACAAGCUUCUCAGGAAAGGGAGGAGAGUGUCUUGCCCAAACUACAAGCCUUCAUGAAGGACAAAGAACUGUUUGCCUGUGAGUCAGCGGUGAAAGAUUUUCAAGCAAUUUUGGAAACAUUAGGCGGCCCAGGAGAAAAGGCUCGGGCACGAAAGCUGCUGCAGGGAAUCACGAUCGUGCCGGAUCAGCCUUCUGACCGUGCCUCCAAACUGGAAGCCAGUGCAAAAAUUAACAGUCGCUCUAUUACAAUUUUUGGUACUGGAGAUGCUUUAAAGGCAAUCACAAUGACAGCAAACAGUGGGUUUGUUCGAGCUGCAGACAAUCAAGGUGUAAAAUUCAGUGUAUUUAUCCACCAGCCGAGAGCUUUGACAGAGAGCAAGGAAUCAACAGCAACUCCUUUACAUACUUUUCAUGGGAAUCUUGGAUGAUGACUUAGUAAUAUAAAACAAUCUCUUCUAAUCGAAUAUUUACAAUGUCAUGUCUUAAAGAUUGUGGGGUUAUUUUAAUGGUGGGAGUUACUGCAGAACUAGCUGCCUCUCAUACAUCUCAUCCCAGUUUUCCUUUUCAUUGAUGCCAAAUCCUGGGGGCUGUAUAAGAAGUGGUCAGUGGAUGUUGAUGGUUUUGCUCCCUCACUGGAAAAUUGCCCACCAGAUUUUUAAAAUGCAAACCAAAAACAAAGCAACAAUAAAUGCAUAUUCAGAUUAGCAACUGUAGGACAUUUUUGGUAGUUCUUGAUUUUUCAUUUAGCCAUCGUGUAUUUGCUGCCAUUAUAGCACUCAACCUAUUGAAAAAUUAGUAAGUGUACAAAUCAAGUAAUCCUUUUCAGUGCAAGUGACACAUCUACUAUGUUGCUGAAGCCUACAAGCAUGUCUGCAGGGGGACGAAAAGCAAAUGACUAUGCAAAAGGGAUUUUAAAAAAAUACGGUGAGUUAUCUCAAAAGAUGCUUUGGUGAUGGUUAACCAGAUUAGAGAGUGCUUUAAAUGAUUUUACAAUUUCUGAUGGAAACAAAAGUUCUUGAGUCACUUUCUAUAAUUCAAAAGCCAACACUUGUUGAGUUUCAGGUGGCUUUGCAAAUGGUUGAUAAAGGCAGUAAUGAUUUAGGGAUCCAGUAACAUGCAGGUUAGUUUCCUAAACCUGAGUGUGGUCACUGCCUUGAGAGUUUGAUUCAUGUUGGUGUGCUGUCUAUCUGCUAGGUAUAAGUAUGGAUAAGUAGGUGCAAUUACAAUUCAUUUUCUUCUUUCUAGAAUCUAAAAGACAAACUGGAGCAAAAAAGAAAAGUUUCAGGCAAAGGAUUAAUAAUCUGAUUUGGAGGAUUACAAAUACACUGCAAGGAAACUGGCAAGUGUUGAACUGAAGGUGUGGAGUGGGAAAGGUUGUGUGGGUCAGGUGCUGCAAAAUUAUAGAAGGAAAAUAAAGACAGGGUAAAACCUUUCUCAAUAAAAGGAACAAACUUCAUCUCUUUCAGUUCAUGUAUUUUAGGAGCAAGGUUUUUAUGGUUGCUAGAGUUAGGAAUAAGGAUUUAUUUGGAGUGGAUUUAGCUUCCAUAAUGAUGGCAUCAUUUGUUUCCAAUGUGUACAAUAAAGUUUAUCUCG